AUGCCACGGAAAAAGUACUGGAGAAAAACAAGAUUCCAUAAGGUAAGGAAUGUAGAAGGUGUACAAGUUGUUGAUGGGACUGCUGUAAGCAUCCGAUACACAGGUCUAGAAGGGGUAUUUCAACACUGUAGUCGUCUGGCUAUUUCACUUAACACUGGUGAGUAUGAACAGUUUGAGAUUACUGGCGUUGAUGUAGUUACUCAUGAGGAUCAUGCUGAUUCUGGUGAUGUCAUGCAUGUACAGACUACAUGGACAUCUUUAUCAUUUAACCCACUGACAGAUGAAGACCAAAGUCUAAUGUGUACGAAGCUAGAAUUGCAGAAAUUACCAGAACUUGAUGGUCUUGGAUCAUGCUCCUUCCUUGGUGAACCAUGCAGGACAAAGAAGAUUAAAAUGGAUGGGAACUGUUUUUUUAGAGCAUUGUCUUUUGCAAUAUCUGGCACAGAGGAGAACCAUAGACGACUGCGACUAUUAACAGUAAAACAUCUUCGGGAAAACUCAAGGCUCUUCUCCCCAUACCUUCGAGAUGGACAUGUCACUGUAGAAAGCUAUUUACAGUCAUCGCAGAUGAAGUAUUUACAUACAUGGGCCACUGAAGUAGAAAUUCUCGCAGCGUCAGACAUGCUCCAGACUGACAUCUACACCUACAGUGAAUCAUGGUUGUUGUUUUCCAAGUCUCAAGCUCGGGAGCAGAUGAAUAAUUCAACCAGGGCUAUUUAUUUACAUCAUGUUUCAAGUUGUCACUAUGAUGUGGUUAUUUGUGUAAAAAAUCAGUCAUUAGAUCUUUGUGCUGGAAAUUGUUUACUGUGUAGUAACCAUAGUACUGGAGGAAUAAAAAGCAUAACACAUGUGAAAUGUGAGGAAGAUGACAACAUUGUCAAAGGUGAUGCAGUUGGUUCACGAAAAGACAACGGGAACAAAUGGUUCUUUGGAAAAGAGUUGAAGAAGAAGCUACAUCGUGAACAUAUCCAGCAGAAAAGGCUCAUAACAGUGCAUGACUGUACAGAUGUGAUAAAGAAGCCAUACGCGGGACUACAAGACACCAAGAAAGACCCAAACACAUAUGGUGCAAAUGUGUCAUACAGGAGACAUAUUUUGGCAGCUUAUAAAGAGAAAUAUGCCAAACCAGACUACAGGGAAUCGGCAAUCCGACAAGGCAAGCAGAGAUACAGUAGUGAUGAAUUGUACCAAAAUAGGAUUAAGGCGUACAGCAAGGCCAAAUAUUUGUCGGACACCAAACAUAAACAGAAGGUCAAAGCGUACAGCAAGGAGAGAUAUUUGUCAGACACCAAACAUAAACAGAAGGUCAAAGCGUACAGCAAGGAGAGGUAUUUGUCAGACACCAGGCAUAAGCAGAAGGUGAAAGCGUACAGCCAGGCAAAAUAUAUGAUGGACACCAGACACAAAGAGAUGGUGAAAACAUACAGCAAGGCAAAAUAUAUGAUGGACACCAGGCACAAAGAGAAGGUGAAAACGUACAGCAAGGCAAAAUAUAUGAUGGACACCAGGCACAAAGAGAAGGUGAAAACGUACAGCAAGGCAAAAUAUAUGAUGGACGCCAGACACAAACAGAAGGUGAAAGCGUACAGCAAGAGAAAGUAUAUGGAUGAUGAGUUUAGGAAAAACAAGCAAUCACAGCUGAAAAAAAAGUAUUCAGAAUCAAAGUCAUACAGGAAAGAUGUAAUAAAUAGACAGUUGGAACGCAGACGACAGAGAAUAGCAGACCUUUCUUGUAUUGAUAGAGUAACAUCUGUUUUUCAAAACUUAAUAAGUGACGCACCACACCACGUAUGUACAGUUUGUCAUCGACGCUUUUUCAGAGGACAGGUUGUUAUAUGUAAACAGGAAUCUUACUCACAAAUAGGUCAACUGGCUGGAAAACUUGCUGCCAAAUGUAUAUCAACAAGAUACGUCCACACAUGCUCUUCAGAUUGCAAUGUUCCCUGUAUUAUUUAUCUAUCUCCGUAUUCCAAACUCUGGAUUUGUUACACAUGCCAUAGGAAGAUCAGAUCAGGCAUUUUACCAGCUGAGGCAUCUGUUAACAGUCUACAGGUAGAAUGUGUGCCAUAUGAAUUGUCUUGUUUGAACCAACUAGAGCAACAUUUAAUAGCAAAACAUAUUCCUUUUGCUAAGGUGGCAGCCCUUCCUAGAGGUGGUCAGAGAAGUGUCCAUGGUCCAGUUGUUUGUGUGCCAUCCAACAUUGACACAACAAUUUCUUCUCUCCCAAGACCAGAGUCUGAUGAUCAGCUGAUAAGGGUAAAACUCAAGCGGAAAUUAUCAUAUAAAGGGCAUUAUAGGUAUCAGUUUGUAAACACUGCACGAAUUGAAAAGGCACUUGAAUAUUUGAAAGAAAAUAACCCACACUAUCAAGAUGUUAAUUUCAACAACAAUUGGGUUAACAACUUGUCAUCAGCAGGAAACGACAAAGAGAGUGAUAAUGAUAGUCUACCAGAUUUAUGCAACAGUGAACAACCUAGCAGUAAUGAGGGCGGAAAGACUGAUACGGGAAAUGAUGUUGAAUACCUCGACUCAAGCCAUACAGGAGAUCAGGGGCUGAUGAUAGACAGUUGUCUGCAACCAGUUGACAUAGGACAAGAAAUACUUGAUCAGUUCGCAGAUAAUGUACUUUGUUUAGCACCGAGUGAAGGCAAUGAUCCAAUUAGACUUCUGAUGAAUGAAGAAAAUGAAGCAAAGGCAUUCCCUGUCUUGUUCCCUAAAGGAUCACCGACAUACCACGACAACAGAGAAAAGAAAAUAACUAUUUCACGCUAUCUAAACACCAGGCUGAUGCAUGCAGACUCCAGAUUUGCCAAAAGUACUGAGUACAUCUUUUAUGCUCAGUAUCUCUCAGAAAUUCAGCAGGUACUUUCAACUGUCUCUAUUGCACUGAGGAAAAGUCGUCAACCAGAGACUGAACAAAACAUUACGAUAAAUAAACUCACCGAUUAUGACUCCUUGAGAGAAAUCCUAAAGACUGACUCUGGAUUCAAGUUCUUAAAGCCAAUCCGAGGAACUCCAGCAUACUGGCAAUCUGCACAGAAGGAUUUAUUUGCUAUGCUGAGACAACUUGGCAUUCCGACAUGGUUUUGUUCAUUUUCUGCUGCAGAUAUGAGAUGGUCUGAGUUUAUUCAAGCACUGCUGGUGGAAGAAGGCAGUGAUAUUGACAUUACUGAUAUGGACUGGUCAGCUAAAUGUGAAUUGAUCAGAGAGAACCCUGUUAUGGCAGCACGGAUGUUUGAACAUCGAUUUCAGUGCUUUUUGAAGGAAUUUCUGCUGUCCCCUGCAAACCCUGUUGGGAAGAUAAUAGACUACUUCUACAGGGUAGAGUUUCAACACCGUGGAUCACCACAUACUCAUUGCUUAUUUUGGGUUGAAAACGCUCCCAAACUUGACCAUAACUCAGAUGAAGAGGUGACCGCCUUCAUUGACAAGUAUGUGACGUGUGAAAUGCCACCAUCAGAUGAUGAAGUGCUGCAAGAGAUCGUGUCCUCUGUACAGAAGCAUAGUAGCCUUCAUUCAAAGAGCUGUCGGAAAAAAGGUACGAACUGCAGGUUUAACUUUCCCAGACCACCAAGUAUGUGCACAUUCAUCUCUAGGCCAAACUCUUCAGAUGUUCACAACAAUGAUUGUAAUGAAGCAUCGAUAGAAAGGGAGAUGAAUUGUGAAGAAGCUAAGGAAAUCCUUGAAGCAUUGUGGAAGGCUCUCUCAAAUCAAGAACAUGCUUUUGGAAACACAGAGGAUUUGUUCACUACUGUUGGAAUUAACCAAGAUCAGUUCCAGGAAGCAUACACAAUGCUGUCAAAGCGGGCUAGUGUUGUGCUCAGACGGGGCGUGGAUGAUGUAUGGUUGAAUCAGUACAGUCCUGACCUUCUGCGCGCAUGGAAUGGGAAUAUGGAUAUUCAGUUUGUGCUCGAUGCUUACUCUUGCAUUGUAUACAUUAUAUCAUAUAUUUCUAAGUCAGAAAGAGAAAUGGGUCUUCUUCUGGAACAGGCAAGAAAGGAAACUUUGAAUGGCAAUGAAGACACUAAACAGGCAUUGAAGAAACUUGGAGCAGUGUAUCUUCAGAGUAGGGAAGUAAGUGCUCAAGAGGCUGUGUUUCGAGUCUGUAACCUGCACUUAAAGGAAUGUUCAAGAUUUGUUCAGUUUAUUCCUGUUGGUGACGCCAUAAAGAUGAGUCUGCCCCUGAAUGUGAUCCAAAACAAGCUCAGUGGUGGUGAUUUAAAUGUAGAUGAUAUGUGGAUGACAAGCAUAAUUGACCGUUACAAGAACAGACCAGAUGGUGAUGAAUUUGAAGUUAUGUGCUUGGCAACAUUUUGUUCCGAAUUCCGAGUUCUGCCCAAGUCAGAGAAAAUUUCUAGGAAAGCUCAAAAUGAGGGAUUGGUACAUAAACUGAGGAGUAACAUGGGAUACAUUCGUAGAAGAACACAAACCAAACCAGCUGUGGUAAGAUAUCCAAGGUUUUCACCAGAGAAUCAAUCAGAGAAAUAUUUCCAGAGCAUUUUACAAUUGUUUUUACCAUACAGAACAGACUCACAGCUGAAACCUGAUGGCUUUAAUUCAUUUGAAUACUUUUUUGAGACCGGUGCGGUAAGUUUGCUGUGUAACACUAGAGUUGAGCUUGUCAAGGACAUAGUUAACCGAAACAAGGCAUCAUUUGAAACAGAUGCUGAUCAAAUCGCCAGAGCAGAGGAAAUCCUUGAAAUGGGUGGUCACUUAGAAGAUGCAUGGGCACAGAUGUAUCCUGAAACUGAAGCAGAAAGGAUUUCUUGUUUUGAAGAAAUUGAAGAGCUUGACGAGGUCCCUUGUGAGGCAAAAGACAUACCAGAUUUAGUACAGAAUCAGAAGUCCGAUUACACUGUUGAGCCUCAACGGGGAGAUCUAUUCGGGAAUGAAGCAAAAGAUCUUCUGCGAUCACUGAAUGAACAACAACUGGAGGUCUUCUACAAAGUUCGAAAGUGGUGUUUAGAAAAACUCAAUGAUCUGGACACAGAACCUUUCUAUCUUUUCAUCACGGGGGGUGCAGGAACUGGCAAAACCCAUUUGAUUAGAUCUUUGCAUUUUGAAGCCAACAGGCUUUUAGCACGGUGUUUGUCAAAGCCAGAUGACACAUCGAUUUUAAUAACAGCUCCGACAGGUGUUGCAGCUUUUAACAUUGGUGCUUCAACCAUUCACAGUACGUUUGGUAUUCCUGUAGAUGUAAAAUUACCCUAUCAGCCAUUGGGAGAAGAAAAACUAAGCACGUUACGUUCAAAGUAUAGCAGCCUUCAAAUUUUAAUUAUAGAUGAAAUCUCUAUGGUAGAUCAUAAGUUACUUGCUUACAUCCAUGGAAGGUUACGGCAGAUCAAGCAGUGUAAAGAUUACUCUCCAUUUGGAAAAGUGUCUGUGAUUGCUGUUGGAGAUUUCUAUCAAUUGCCACCAGUGAAAGGGAAACCUUUAUACAAAGAUGACAUUGGAUUUAAUCUCUGGUCUGAGUUCAAAAUAGUGGAACUAACUAAAGUGAUGAGACAAAAAGAUCAAAGCUUUGCAAAUAUGUUAAACCGUCUUCGUAUCCGUAAAAAGACUGAGAGAAUCACAGCUUCGGAUAUUUGUAUGUUGACUGAGCGCGAGACCGGAGAAGAAGAAGGUGAUAUUCAUAUAUUUGCAACAAAUCAACAAGUUACAGAAUUCAAUCUCUCUAAAUUGUCUCAAAGUGAAGAGGAAAUUAUUUCUUUUGAUGCUGAAGACUUUGAGAAGGAUCAAAGGACUGGAAAACUUCAGAAAAGAGACAAUCAGUUCAUAAGUACGAUGUAUUCUAAUUUGCCCAGAAAACUGUCUUUAACAGUAGGAGCUCGAGUGUUACUUAUGAAAAAACAUUGAUGUUUCCGAUGGUCUUGUGAAUGGAGUCUUUGGCACAGUCUCACAUAUUCCAUGUCCAGCAAGAGGUGAAGAUGUACCAAAUGUGAUUUAUGUUGUAUU
This is a messenger RNA of Liolophura sinensis, 5955 nucleotides long. RefSeq lists its product as uncharacterized. The record is from RefSeq and is a predicted model, not a curated record. The transcript is spliced from 3 exons. Gene Ontology annotation, biological process: DNA repair; telomere maintenance. The coding region runs from base 1 to 5856 and encodes 1951 amino acids. Lineage: Eukaryota; Metazoa; Mollusca; Polyplacophora; Chitonida; Chitonidae. Gene Ontology annotation, molecular function: DNA helicase activity.